AUGAAGUUCAUCACCCCCGUCGCCCUCCUGGCCAUGCUCCAGGCCGCCAGCGCCUCGCCCGUCGACGUCAAGACCAACACCGCCGGCCUGCAGGUCACCCUCUCCCAGGUCGACAACACGCGUAUCAAGGCCGUCGUCCAGAACACCGGCUCCGAGGAGGUCACCUUCAUGCACCUGAACUUCUUCAAGGACGCGAGCCCCGUCAAGAAGGUCUCGCUGUUCCGGAACAACGACGAAGUCGAAUUCCAAGGCAUCAAGUACCGCGUGCAGACCAACGACCUCUCCGACGAGGUCCUGACCUCCCUCGCCCCCGGCGCCACCCUCGAAGACGAGUUCGACAUCGCCCACACCUCCGACCUCUCCUCCGGCGGCCCCAUCACCAUCAAAUCCAACGGCAUCGUCCCCCUCGUCACCGACAAGGCCGUCACCGGCUCGCUGUCCUACACCUCCAACGAGCUCACCAUCGACGUCGACGGCGCGCAAGCAGCAAAGGUCGAAACCGUCGGCGCCUCCCUCGCAAAGCGCACAGUGAUGGCCUCGUGCAGCGGGACCCGCGCCUCAGCGCUCCGCACCGCCCUCUCCAACGCAGCGUCCCUCGCCUCGCGCGCCGCCUCCGCCGCGUCCUCCGGCUCCGGCCCGUUCUCGACUUUCUUCAAGAGCACCAGCUCGUCCACGCGUAACACCGUCGCCGCCCGCCUCCGCGCCGUCGCCUCCGAGGCGAGUUCCACCUCCUCCGGCUCGACGACCUACUACUGCCAGGACGUGUACGGGUACUGCAGCAGCAAUGUCCUGGCCUGGACCCUGCCCGCGUACAACAUCAUCGCCAACUGCGACAUCUACUACAGCUAUCUCCCGGCGCUCACGGGCAGCUGCUAUGCCCAGGACCAGGCGACCACGACGCUGCAUGAGUUCACGCAUGCGCCCGCUGUGUACUCCCCUGGCACUGAUGACUAUGGCUAUGGGUACUCGGCUGCGGUGUCGCUGAGUGCUAGCCAGGCGCUGCUGAACGCGGACUCGUAUGCGCUUUAUGCGAAUGAGGCGUUUGACGCGGAUACCGAUACCGAUACUGGAUGGAUGGAUGAGCUGAGGUGUGGGCGAAUUUACUGUGAAGAGGUCUGGGGUGGUGGUGUGGUGAAGCUAGGGACGCUGAUGAUGGUUUGA
Messenger RNA from Aspergillus mulundensis, 1161 nucleotides. It is a transcript of the gene mep20, whose product is annotated as putative penicillolysin/deuterolysin metalloprotease. The record is from RefSeq and is a predicted model, not a curated record. NCBI's taxonomy places the organism in Eukaryota, Fungi, Ascomycota, Eurotiomycetes, Eurotiales, Aspergillaceae. The coding region runs from base 1 to 1161 and encodes 386 amino acids. Gene Ontology annotation, molecular function: metalloendopeptidase activity. The transcript is spliced from 3 exons. Gene Ontology annotation, biological process: proteolysis.